AAUUAAUGAGCUUUCAAGAAAUCUCAUAGUAAAUAGAAGACAUGACCAAUUUCCUUGUAUUUUUUCAUUUUUACUUUGUAGUUAGAAUAAACUGAUGAUAUUUUACUCAAUGCUUCACCUACUAAUAGAGAAUAAAUUAAUCUUAUUAUUCAUGAUUAGAAAGUUAAAUAAAGAAUAAGUACAAUGUUAAAAUAAAAAGUAAUUUGUUUAUUAUCAUCAAAAUAGAAUAGAUAAUAUCCACAUUAAUAUUUGACUGUUGAAUUAUCAAGUGAAGACAAUUAUGAAAUUGAACUAGAUUAAGAUGAUAUCAAAUAAGUAACUAGAAUUUUAUAUUCUAAACCUAGGUUUGUGAAAAUUUUGGAGAAGUUAAAUAAGUCUAUACAAAAGUCAAUGGUGCUAUCAUUAUUAAAUUCAAUUCAGUUUUUGAUGCUUUCAUUGUCUAUAAACUAUUAAACAAACAUUAAAUCAAAGAAUUAGAUGUCACUAUAAAAAUAGAAUUCACUAGUCAAUAAGAUCUUCUAGAAAUCAUGGAAUUACAAGAUUCGAAUCAAUAAAAAUUCACUUGUAGAUAUGAUGUUUAAAUUGAUAAUGAUAAAGAUUUUCAAGUAGCUCGUAAAAUUAUUGGUAUUAAUAUAUUAUGUAUUUUAGGUGCAAAAGGAUGUAAUAUGAAAAAGAUAAUAGAUUAAUGUCUUUUUGAUUGUGAUACAAAGGAAUAAGAUUUGGUUAAAUUAAGAUUAAGAGGAAGAGGUUCUGGUUAUAAAGAAGGACCUGAAAAAAGAGAAUCUCAAGAACCUUUGCACUUAUGUGUAUCAUCUAAACAUAAUCAUCUAUUUUUAAGAGUAUUAAAAAUAAUUAUAAAAAAAGGCUUGCUAAUUAGUGGAACAAUUGUUGAUAAAAAUUUAUGAUGAAUAUAGAGUGUUUGGAUUAAGUAAAGGAAAGAAACAGUUAAAUUAUAAUAUAAAAAAAGUGUAAUAACCUUAAAAAUCAGUUAUAAAACCAAAUUUUAUGCCAGAAUUACCAAACUUUAAUUUUUCAAAUGUAAUAAUAUAUUAUUAAUGAUAGAAUCAAUUCGUUGAUUUUAAUAAUGAAAACAUGAUGGGUUAUUCAAAUUUAUCUAAUUAAUUAAUGUGA
Paramecium sonneborni is the source of this 1131-nucleotide messenger RNA. Lineage: Eukaryota; Ciliophora; Oligohymenophorea; Peniculida; Parameciidae. The record is from the annotation of a GenBank genome assembly.